UCGACCAUCGCUUGAUAUUCUGGACUAGCGGUUGGAAUUCUCAAUACACUUUUGUCACGUUUGGCUUGCCAUAUGUAACGAGGGUGAAUAAUCCGUUGUGAAUUUUUACAAUCUGUUCUACGUCAUAUUUAUAUUUAUACUUGUCAUCAAGGUCUUACUGGAAAAACAAAAUCGUGAAAAUAUCUCUGAUUCUUGAUGAGCGAUCGCGGUCAGAGAAGAGGACGUCGACUAGAACAUGAAGAAGGUGUAGCUUUAGCUACUGAACAUAGACGACUACAGCAACAACAAAUAAAACAUCACAGAGAUGAGCAACAACAACAACAUCCAGCGCAACGUGAUAAACGACGACAACCAGAACAAGGACAACAGCUGCAAACGUGCAAACGUUUCAAACAACAACAGAAAGAACAACGCGAUGAGAGGCCUCGUUAUGAACAACGUGAGGAGAGAUUGUCUCGUUAUGAUCAACGUGAGGAGAGAUUGUCUCGUUAUGAUCAACGUGAGGAGAGAUUGCCUCGUUAUGAACAACGUGAGGAGAGAUUGUCUCGUUAUGAUCAACGUGAGGAGAGAUUGUCUCGAUAUGAACAACGUGAGGAGAGAUUGUCUCGAUAUGAACAACGUGAGGAGAGAUUGCCUCGUUAUGAUCAACGUGAGGAGAGAUUGUCUCGUUAUGAUCAACGUGAGGAAAGAUUGCCUCGUUAUGAUGGUCCAGCUUUUAGUAGAUCACAGGAAAAACCUUCUACACCACAAAACCUCCUGUUGACCCAACCAUCAAUUCAACCAUCUAGCCCACCACAACCAGCACCCUCUGAAGCUUUAACACCACAAGCCCAAACUUCCCAGGGAGCAGUUAAACCUGACAGACCCAGUCAAAUAAAAACUGUUCCUCCCAAGUCCAGUAAAGGUGUGCUUAAGCCACCACGUCGACCAGAUGCAGGAGGUAAAUCGGGACGACGCAUUGACCUCAGAGUCAAUUUUCUUCCUUUUAAACUCACUACUGAGGAUAUUCAUCAUUAUCAUUCUGACAUCAAAGAAAAAGGAAAAAAAAGUGAAGAAGGAUUCACAAAGUCAGAUAGACCAAAAAUUCUACAGAAAGCUCAAGAAAUGUAUGACAAAGACAACCCAGAAGGUCCCAAGUGGGUGUAUGAUAAAAAUGGCACAAAUAUCUAUUGUAGCAAAAAAAUUCCUGGUUUUGAGUCAGGUCGACAAUACACAGUACAGUUUACAACAGAUAAUGGCAAAGAAAAAACGUUUAUUGUUGAUAUUAAAUGGGUUGCUUAUUGUAGCCUUUAUGAACUAAACAAAGCACUUGAAGGCCGACAUACUGAAAUACCUUAUGAUACUUUACAAGCUAUAGAAGUUGUUAUACAACAAAUGCCAAAAAUGAGAACAAUACAAGUUCGUUCUUCAUUUUUUGACUAUCCAAGUGGUCGUGAAAGAGAUCUUGGAGGAGGUAUACAAGUCUGGAAUGGUACAUUUCUCAGUAUUCGACCAACUCAGUGGAAAAUGAUGUUAAAUGUUGAUACCAGUUCAACUGGUUUUUACAAACCUCAACCUGUUAUCGACUUCAUGUGUGAAUUUCUUAAUUUAAGAAACUUACCUCGAUCGUUAGAUGCAAGGCAAAGAAUGAAAUUUGCAAAGGAGAUUAAGGCCAUCAAAGUGGAAACAACUCACGUGAAAAGAAAGCAAAAGGCAGGUGGUCUCACCGACAGAUCAGCCAGAGAAGAGACAUUUGACUGUGAUGGUCGCAAAGUCACUGUGCUUGAUUAUUUUAAAAACACAUAUAAUAUAAGUUUAAGACACCCAGAUCUUCCAUGUGUAAAAAUUGGUCAAAAGGGAAGUCUCAUUCCAAUGGAACUUUGCCAUGUAGUCAGUGGUCAAAAGAAACAGGGAAAGCUCACUGGACGGCAAACACAACAGAUGAUUCGUAGCACAACUAUUCCAGCACCAGACAGAAUGCAAAAAAUCAUGGAAUUGAUUAGAAAACUUCGAUUUGAGCAAGAUCCUUAUUUACAUGACUUUGGUUUCAGCAUUGGUAAUAAACUUAUUGGUAUACAAGGUCGAGUCCUAGAUCCUCCUUCCAUGAUGUUUGGCCCUAUUAAUCGACCGAGCCAUGAGAUGCGUAGAGAUGAUGCAUGGAAGAUUACAAAGAAAAUGCUCGUCCCUAAGGAAUUAAGGGAAUGGGCACUGAUUUCAUACAAGAAAAGACAACCAGGUCGUGGAAGAGGUCCUGACCAUUUAGACAACCAAGGUAUGGGUAAUCUUAUCCACUAUUUAAUAGAGGUUGGCCGCGAGAAAGGUGUAAAUGUUGGAGAUCCAUGUCAUGUGUCACUGGAAACUGACUUAAAUGGGAUUGACAAGUUGUUUGGUCGCCUGAAAGCUAGGUAUCCCAAUCUGCAGUUAAUAGUUGUUGUCUUACCAGUGGAUGGAGAUGAUUUCUACGAAGAAGUAAAGCAUUGUGGUGAUGUUGUCCAUGGAAUCAUCACACAGUGUAUUAAAGUUGAGAAAGCUAGUGAUGAUUUCUCAGACUGGAGAAAGAAGGAAACUUUGGUUAAUUUGUGGCUUAAAAUGAAUGCCAAACUUGGUGGGACAACGUGUGCUUUGGAUAAGGCCAUGAAAUCUCCAAUUUUGAAACGACCUGUGAUCAUUUUUGGUGCUGACGUGACCCAUCCAGGUGCUGGGAAUAAAUCAAGUCCCUCAAUUGCUGCUGUUGUAGCCAGUAAAGACUCAUACCCAACCCUCUACAAUGCUGAGGUUCGUGUCCAAAAACACAGACAGGAAAUGAUUGAGGAUCUGAAAGAAAUGACAAAGGAAUUGUUGAAAAAGUUUAGACAAUCUACAAAAGCCAUUCCUGAAAAGAUUUUAUUUUAUCGAGAUGGUGUUAGCAGGGGUCAAUUUCAAGAUGUCUUGAUUAAGGAGUUAUCAGCCAUUCAAAGAGCUUGUCUUGAACUUCAAGCAGGCUGGACACCUGCCAUAACCUUUAUUGUGGUCCAAAAAAGACAUCAUGCCAAAUUCUUUGCAACAGAUCCUAAAGAUCAAAAAGGCAAAAGUAGAAAUAUUCCAGCAGGUACAGUCGUUGAUACACAGAUAUGUCAUCCGUACGAGUUUAAUUUCUACCUGUGCAGUCAUGCUGGUAUCCAAGGCACAAGCAAACCAGCUCUUUAUCAUGUACUGUACGAUGACAGUAACUUUACCUCAGAUGACUUACAGAUUCUUACCAAUCAAUUGUGUUAUACAUACGUACGUUGUACCAGGUCCGUGUCUAUUCCUGCGCCUGCAUAUUAUGCCCAUCAUGUUGCAUUCAGAGCAAGACAUCAUCUCAAGUUGGACAGUGCAACUGAAAGAAGUACUAUUUCCGAUGAUGAACCUAGGGAGGUUACAACGGAACAAAGAAAUCUUGUCAAGGUCCAUCCAAAUGUUAACUGUUCUAUGUACUUUGCUUAAAGUUACUUUAUAUUCUUACUGUCUUCUGAUGGGGCUAAUCCUAGACAAUGAUUUAUUCAGGAUUAAUUUUAAACGAAAUCUGUUGAUUUGCUUCCAUUUUAGUUGUACUGCUAGUUUAGUAUGGCAAGCUUGUUUAAAAAGGACUUUUAUUUAUAAUCAAUAUCAAAGUAUAUUUUAUAGUAAGCAUUUGAUUUUUUUUUAGCAAAUAUUGAUAAAAUUAUACUCUAUCAUUUCUUCAACUGCUUGGUGAGUCCAAAACAGCCUCAUCCUACUAAAGAAAUUUUAAGUAGUAUAAUUUUGUGUGUUUAUGUUUGUAUGGAUGUUUAUAUUUCUAUAAAUACCUCAUCCUUUUCCGAAA
Molecule: messenger RNA, 3802 nt
Organism: Xenia sp. Carnegie-2017
Lineage: Eukaryota; Metazoa; Cnidaria; Anthozoa; Malacalcyonacea; Xeniidae
Product: protein argonaute-2-like
Exons: 3
Coding region: 196-3444 (1082 amino acids)
Molecular function (GO): RNA binding; protein binding
Source: RefSeq, a predicted model, not a curated record